Mandrillus leucophaeus (drill) is the source of this 1665-nucleotide messenger RNA. RefSeq names its product phosphatidylinositol 3,4,5-trisphosphate 3-phosphatase TPTE2-like. The transcript is spliced from 22 exons. Bases 61 to 1665 code for a protein of 534 amino acids. Gene Ontology annotation, biological process: protein dephosphorylation. Gene Ontology annotation, molecular function: phosphatidylinositol-3,4,5-trisphosphate 3-phosphatase activity; protein tyrosine phosphatase activity. Gene Ontology annotation, cellular component: cytosol. NCBI's taxonomy places the organism in Eukaryota, Metazoa, Chordata, Mammalia, Primates, Cercopithecidae. The record is from RefSeq and is a predicted model, not a curated record.
AACCGACCCCAGCCUCUUGUGAGCGGCAGUGGUGCCGGAAGCAGUCUAGCCUACAGAAUUAUGGAUUCAUUAACAGUGUCUACCAUAACAGCAUCUGACAACUAUGACCAUAAUGGUCCACCCACUAAUGAAUUGACAACAGCAAACCCAGAGGCACGUAUCAAUGAAAGUUCACCCACUAAUGAAUUGACAACAGCAAACCCAGAGGCACGUAUCAAUGAAAGUCCCCAUCCUGAUGACCUGGUGGAAGUCGUCAUCGAUACAGACACCGACGACAUUCCCCACACAAGUGAACUGACAGGAGGAACCAAGGAGGCUUGUAUCUAUGAAAGUGUGUCAGAACGACUUUCCAGGUUUGAAGAUUAUGAAAAUGCUGAAUAUGUCGCUUCAUAUGACAACAAGAUUAAGAAAAUUGUUCAUUCAAUUGUAUCAUCCUUUGCAAUUGGAAUAUUUGGAGUUUUCCUGAUCUUAUUGGAUGUGGCUCUGAUCUUUGCUGACCUAAUUUUCACUGAUAGCAACGUUUAUAUUCCUUUGGAGUAUCGUUCUAUUUCUCUAGCUAUUGCCUUAUUUUUUCUCAUGGAUGUUCUUCUUCGAGUAUUUGUAGAAGGAUGGACACGUUUAUUUCGACUUCUACGACUUAUCAUUCUGAUAAGAGUUUUUCAUCUGGCUCAUCUAAAAAGACAACUUGGAAAGCUGAUAAGAAGGCUGGUUUCAGGAAACAAAAGGCGAUACAAAAGGGAUGGAUUUGACCUAGACCUCACUUAUAUUACUGAACGUAUUAUCGCUAUGUCGUUUCCAUCUUCUGGAGGCCAGUCCUUGUAUCGGAAUCCGAUUAAGGAAGUUGUACAGUUUCUAGACAAGAAACAUCCAAACCACUAUCGAGUCUACAAUCUAUGCAGUGAAAGAGCUUAUGAUCCUAAGCAUUUCCAUAAUAGGGUCAGUAGAAUCAUGAUUGAUGAUCAUAAUGUCCCCACUCUAUGGGAGAUGGUAGCAUUCUCCAAGGAAGUAGAGGAGUGGCUGGCUCAAGAUCCUGAAAACAUCAUAGUGAUUCACUGUAAAGGAGGCAAAGGAAGAACUGGAACUAUGGUUUGUGCCUGCCUGAUUGCCACUGAAAUAUUUUUAACUGCAGAGGAAAGCUUGUACUAUUUUGGAGAACGGCGAACAGAUAAAACCAAUGGCACUAAAUAUCAGGGAGUAGAGACUCCUUCUCAGAAUAGAUAUGUUGGAUAUUUUGCACAAGUGAAACAUAGCUACAACUGGAAUCUCCCUCCAAGAAAGACACUGUUUAUAAAAAGAUUCGUUAUUUAUUCGAUUCAUGGCGAUGGAUAUGAUCUAAAAGUCCAAAUAGUAAUGAAGAAAAAGAUUGUCUUUUCCUGUACUUCCUUAAACAAUUGUCGGGUAUUUCAUGACACUGAAACAGACAGGGUAAUAAUUGAUGUGUUCAACUGUCCACCUCUGUGUGAUGAUGUGAAAGUGCAAGUUUCCUCUUCGGAUUUUCCUAAAUACUAUCACAACUACCCUUUUUUCUUCUGGUUUAACACAUCUUUAAUACAAAAUAACAGGCUUUAUCUACAAAGAAAUGAAUUGGAUAAUCUUCAUAAACAAAAAACAUGGAAAAUGUAUCAACCACAAUAUGCAGUAGAGACGUAUUUUGAUGAGAAAUGA